This is a messenger RNA of Arachis duranensis, 1596 nucleotides long. RefSeq lists its product as uncharacterized. The record is from RefSeq and is a predicted model, not a curated record. NCBI's taxonomy places the organism in Eukaryota, Viridiplantae, Streptophyta, Magnoliopsida, Fabales, Fabaceae. The transcript is spliced from 2 exons. Bases 103 to 1275 code for a protein of 390 amino acids.
UGUUCCCAGUUGCGAUGAAUUCUCAUCCACAUCUCAAAUUCACAAAACCCUCGAGAAACUCCUUCUCUCAUCAUCGGAAUCGGAGAGUUCCAACGGAAAAUAAUGUCAGGCGGAAUGAGCGACGGCGACGGAGAAUCAAAGUCCUCCCCAAACAAACGCCUCAAAACCGAAGAAGCAUCGGAGAAGGUCGACGGUGGCGGAGUCGAUGAUAACCAGGGUGUAUGGUGCGGGAUCUGCUACGCGGAGCGCGGCGCACCGGUCGCCGGAGAAAUCGACUGCUGCAGCCAUUACUUUUGCUUCGCAUGCAUCAUGGAGUGGUCCAAGCACGAGUCCCGAUGCCCGAUCUGCCGCCGGAGAUUCUCCAACGUUCGCAGGCUCCCCAAGCAUGGCAUCUUCUCUUCUUCUCGGGACAUUAAGGUCCCUCUCCGUGAUCAGGUUUAUCAUCCUUAUGGGAAUAUGAGCACCGGUCCUACUCACUCUCAUACUGAGGCCAACUGCGUUGUCUGUCAUGGUGUGGCAGAUGAACAUCUUCUGCUAAUUUGUGAUCUUUGCGAUGCUUCUUCUCAUACCUACUGUGUUGGCCUUGGCUACACUGUCCCUGAAGGCGAUUGGUUUUGUUAUGACUGUGCUAUUGCCAGGGAGACCAAUGAGCAGGAAGACUUAGAGCUACAAAAUGUCGAGCAAAGUGGGGCGAUAAGUGCAAUACCAUGUCCUUUACAACAAAGCCAAUCCCCUCCUCCUCCUAGUAUUCCAUCAGCUGAUAGGUUAAGUAGAUACAGGGGAAAGAGGCCUCUGUCAAAUGCCCAGCAGGUGCAGCGUAACAUACAAGCGCUCCGUGAUAAUUGGAAUGCACUGAGAAGUGGUUCCAUGAAGUUCGGUUCUGGUUCCAUUCAAACCAGUGGCAUAGGUGGUUGUCAUAAUCGAGAUUCUGGUUCUGCUUCAUGUGGCAGACCCGACAAACAGCAUUCUAAUUCUAUGGGUUUGGGAAGCCUAGGUUCCAGUUCUGGUUCUGUUUCACGCAGCAGAUCAGAUGAACAACAUUCUAAUUCUAUGGUUUUGGCAAACAGGUGUUCUGGUUCCGUUUUGCAUGGCAGAUCAGACGAACAGCAUUUUGAUUGUAUGGCUUCGCCAAGAAUUCAGCACUCGAGUGUCCAAGAUGGUUCAUCUAGAGGCAUAAUGAAUGAGAGGGGGAUGAAAGAUGUUGAGAAGGCUUGGAAAAUGAUGGAGAAGGCAAAGAAGAUGCAAGGGACUCGUCAAAGAACCAACAGAAAAUAGAGCAUUCUACAGGGAGUGAGAUUGGAUCAUCCCUUUGGCAGCAUCAGAAAACUUAUCAACUGCACAUUGUAAUCACAAUAAUUGAAGAAUUGAUAGUUUAGAAGUUUCUGCUGGGAACAGGCCUUAUUUUUUGGCAGCAUCCCGAGGCAAGUUACGUAGAAUCAAACUGCUAAAGGAAGUGUAAAAUGCAAAUAGUGGUAAAUGAUGAAAUUAUUGGAAAAUAAUUAGAUAGACAUUGCUGCAAGACCUCGACCAUUUGUACUGAUCGUGUAUUAGAAUGGGUUUAGAAUAGUCAAAUUAAAAAAAUAAGGAUAAAUCUUA